Mya arenaria is the source of this 1081-nucleotide messenger RNA. RefSeq names its product spermatogenesis-defective protein 39 homolog. Gene Ontology annotation, cellular component: cytoplasm. The coding region runs from base 22 to 1074 and encodes 350 amino acids. The transcript is spliced from 13 exons. The record is from RefSeq and is a predicted model, not a curated record. NCBI's taxonomy places the organism in Eukaryota, Metazoa, Mollusca, Bivalvia, Myida, Myidae. Gene Ontology annotation, biological process: intracellular protein transport; vacuolar transport.
ACAACAUUUUUCGACUCAGUAAUGGAAGAGUCUGAAGACAGUUACUGGCAGGCGUCUAAAGUAAAAGAUAGUAGGAAGAAACGCAACAUUUUUGAUGAUGAUGUAACUGUAGAAAAGGCAUCUGAGAUUGCUAUCUACAAAAAGAGCCUUCACGGUGAUGAUGGUGAUGAUGACGAUGCCAUCGGCUGGAAUGAUGAUGUCAUUUCACCAUCAACACAAAUCAAUUUUCAGCCUAAAAAUAGAAGUGAGCAGCAGCUGCAGCAGCAACAGCAGCAACAACAGCCUCAUAAUUCAGCUCCCUCUAGCAUGCCUCGCCCAACCUUUGAUCCCAGAAAUGAUCCUCCUCCGCGUCCUCUUGCCUCCUACAUGACCCAUAACAGAUCCCGCAGUGAAGUUCUGGUUGGAGGAAUGGGCAAACUAAGCCUAUCACAGUCACCAAGCUUGCUGACAGAGCCCAGUUUGUCCACCAGGGUCAGCGAGCCCAGUAUUGCUGCUGUGAUGGACAGUGGCAUUCUCAAUGUUGUCUCUGUUGGUCCACAGUCCAGCAGACAGAAAGAUGAUGAAAUCCAGUACCUCCGAACACAACUACAGAAUGCUGAAAAAGCGUUAGGGGUCUCCAAACUAAAGGUCGAAGAAACUGUAAAACGAAUGAUUCUUGGACAACCCUUUUCACUAGAGCAGUACCGCAGCAAGCAGGAAAAACUUGAUCUUCUGGACAAAGCCAUCGCUACUCAUGAUGGAAAUGCAAUUAUUGCUGUGGUUGUGUUUUUGAAGCGGACCCUGAAAGAGCAGCUAUUUAACCUGGAGCUUAUGAGGCGCCCAGUGGCAGUAGAGCAAUAUCUGGCCUACCUUAAGGCCCACUUUAACCUGCACCAGUAUGAACAUAUGCUACAAUUGCUGGGAAAAGCAGAGGACCAGGCAAUGUUAAAGCUGCGUCAGGCAGUAACCGUGGAAGAUCCAGUGGCGAAGAUGGAUCGCCUGAGAACAUGUCAACACUCGACUAUUCGAAGAAUAAGGAGAGCUAUUCUAUUCACCCUGGCGUCGGCGUCCGCGUUGGCGUCCCACCUUGGUUAAGGUUUUG